CGUUGUCUAGCGGCUCAGCCAAGCUCAAGGUGAACCUUGAUGCCCCUUAACGGAAGUGGCUAGUAAUAAGUCCUUGUUUUGCUGCGAUUACUAUAUGCGCUUCGAGGUUGUUACUUACUUGCCCUGAUACAGGAUUCCAGCAACGUUCACAAUGCUGGAUCAUCGUGAAACGGGUGUCGAACACACGCUCGAAACGAGGUGUAUGAACACAGAAUGGUUCUUAUGCAGUGCAUCUCGGGUAGGCUAUCCGUUCACGAUGAAAACAUGCUUCCCUCGUUCCCAAGCAUGCCGCGAGGGCUAUCAUUGGCAGCGUCUAUAAUGGACAGCGUCUCUCGAGCAAGCGCUUUGGGCGGCUAGCUGUGAUGAUUCGCAGAUUGCAGGUGCCUUGCACUCACGGAUGCCAUCCGCUCCUACCCCGGAGCUAAUGCUCUUUGGGUACGAGAUGCCGUCUAUAUUUCAUUAUCGUUUACCUUAUUGGUGCAAGUCUGGUUCUUUCUCUUCAUCACUCCUCGCGGCGAUUCUUGCAUGCCGCAUCCCUUUGCCUGGAACAUGGCAGUACAAACAUGUCUGUACACACUUCGUACAAAUACCUCGAAGGUUUAGCCUUAGGUCAGGUCGAAGACCAGCCACUUGCUUAUCUUAUUCACUCGCAUACCACCUCUGUACCCUAUUGUCAAUGCAACGACGCGUCGCUACCCGCGCCCACUCCACUAAUGCCUCGCUCUCUGAUCCUCACAGUGCCGUCAACGUCAUUCUUGCUCAUCGCAAAUGCUGGAGAAUCAUGAAGGGCAAGAACGAGCCUGUCUGGCCACGCGAACUUGAGGCCGCGCUCAUCGAAGGUAUGGAGAGGUACAAACCAACAGGCUCGCGUUCUACGAAGGCCUUGGGACGCUUGCCCAUGCGCAACAAGUUCAUUGCCGACUACAUCUUUGAAGUCACAGGCAAGCGGCGAACACCUAAGCAAGUUGGAAGUCGUAUCCAACAACUUCGUGACACGAACUCUGGAAAGCACAUUGUCAAGACACUCUCUGACCGCCAUUACGAGAUGUUACAGCCUACACGUUCGCCAUACGACACUGCAGAUGAGGGUGCCUCCGAUCUCGCCCAAUGGUCGGCUCAACCGGUUGAGCCGCCCUCGCCUAAGCACGUCUACAUCGAAAUCUCACAUCCUCACGAUACCACGUUCCUUGACAUCCUUCCGUUCUCUACAUCCUCGUCCGUUGACGUCCGCUUCGUCGGUCGGACCCUUCGUGACAUCGAUCCAACGAUCACAUUCGUAUCAGCGACAAAGUUUAACUGCUAUUCUUCCUUCCAAGUCAUACAGCACGACUCUGUGGUGACCUCGGAAAUCACAAAUUUUGAGUCUCAUCCCACUUCCACGCCUCUGGGAACGCCGGGAUACCUUUAUAGCACCACGCUUGUACCUAGGUUCUGGCCCCGACUAUGUAGUAGUUCAGAUCCCACCUCCUACACGAUUGUUCAGGAGAUCAUACGUGCUGAGGGACAUCCUGAUGUCCUGUCCUCGGUCGUCUAUCACAUCGUAUUCGCUUCCGCACCCUCGCGAUCCGUUUCGCCAUCCUCCGUCGACGAUGGAAGCAGCAUUGGUGAUUACUCUUUCUCUUCGGAAUCCAGUCCCAACCUCAGAACUGAUUUCGAACAGUACCUGGCUUCCAUGCAGGCGUCGCCUACACAAGGUUCUUCGAUGCAGAUGGCUCCCGUGGAGUCGGAGAGCGCGUUGUUUGUCCCUGAGCUUGUUUACCACGGUGAAGAGGGCUACGCCAGCUCACUGGCCAGUCCUCUCGACCCCCCGACGAAUACCAACGUCAUGAUACCCUGGUCAGAUGAUACCCUUAUGCCUGCUCGAAUUCCCGCCGCACCAACUGCGACUUUCAUUGCGCCGGGUACAGUAUGUGAUAGCUACUUUGCUGCCGAGCAGGCGACUAUGUCGUCCUCGUGCUUUGAUAACCACGUAUCAUUUUCAGACGUUGUCUUCUGAUAUCCGCCCUUUAACGCUCUCAUUGUCAUGUCUGGCGCCGGCGCCGUACCCUUACGCUUUGUAUCAUAACUCUGUAUAAUUUCUGGAAGAGUCUUCUGUCAUAUCUCAGUCAUGGGGUCCUCUGGUUGUAAAAAUCUUCUAUCUUAUAUCUCACAUUUGUAAUGAGGCUAGUAAUGAUUUUCUUCUGCCGCCCAUGUACUGUACGGAAUGGCGUAAUAAAAACAUCUUGCAUCUCGUCAUGCGUCAAUCC
Molecule: messenger RNA, 2246 nt
Organism: Somion occarium
Lineage: Eukaryota; Fungi; Basidiomycota; Agaricomycetes; Polyporales; Cerrenaceae
Source: the annotation of a GenBank genome assembly